Aphanomyces astaci is the source of this 2825-nucleotide messenger RNA. RefSeq lists its product as hypothetical. Bases 48 to 1874 code for a protein of 608 amino acids. NCBI's taxonomy places the organism in Eukaryota, Oomycota, Saprolegniomycetes, Saprolegniales, Verrucalvaceae. The record is from RefSeq and is a predicted model, not a curated record. The transcript is spliced from 15 exons.
AUAAUUGACAAGGGAAUUGAUUGGAUUGUUCGGCCCCCAGGUAGUCCAUGUCUUCCCCGCCUUCAAACGCCACCACGACACCAUCCUUCCACGCAUCAUCGCCAGCUCGGCCCACGCGGUUCCGCGAAGACUUGCAGCGAUCGACCACCCAAGUCGUCGACAACGCCGUCCAAUGGGCGUCCUUCUUCCAAGCCAUUUGUCCCGUCGUGCUCUCUGCCAAUCCCGUCCACCUCCACGUCCCAGAUACUGUCCUGCUCACCCCCAAAGGGGCGCCGAGUAUUUGGUACCACUCGUCAGCGUCGUCGGGGGGCGUGCUCAAGAGAAAGCAACCCAUGCACAUGACGGCGAAUGCCAUCCUGGGGGCGUUUGUGGGUCCCCGCGCUGACCUGGUUGGACCGACCGACGCUGUGGCCGUAGUUCGGUUCGGGUUUUCGUCCCGCCUCCUCUCCCGCGCCGAUUUUUCCACGUUGUGCGAUCAAAUGAAUUGCCACAAACUCACACCAAUGAGGGGGGCAGACGGGCUGUCCCUGCCCAGUGUGCCAUUUUGUUUGCAGCGAUACAUUUGUCCCCAAGAUGACAAGCGGUACAUUGUAUCGUUUUCGUUUCACCCGCCAUGCCUGGGCGACUCCAAGCCCGCCAUGUGCGACGUGUUUGUGGCGCCAUAUUCGAAACGGUACCAUCUCGGCAAGGCAAACGUCGUCACACACGGUGAAGUGCACGAGAAAUCCGUGCAACCGCCGCCGCAGUUUGACGAUCGAAAGGCGUCGUAUGAUUUUCACGUGGCGCGGGGGGGAAGCGACGCCAAGCUAGUGUCGCCCGUGAGUCGCAUGAAGCACUUGACUGUGAUGCUGGCCCACCACAUCAACACCCACCAUCCGACCAACCCCGUUCAAGGCAUCGUGUGCGAGUUCAUUGUCGGCGCGUGUGACGAAGUGAUCUACAUGACUGCUGUCUUGGGGGUGUCGUGGCAGCAUCAGGACGUGCCGUCGUGGGAAAAACUAGCAGAUGUAGACCCUGAAUCCCACUUGAUUUGUCAGCACCACGCCCGCCUCCGGGCUGCUUCAGCCACCCCCCCAGCAUCCCCACGCCCCACGCCCCCCAACACGGCGCCCCCCGCCCUCCUCCCCUCCACCCAAACCCCCCGGUUUCCAUCGGUACCAAAUGUCCAAGUGUCCCCCGCCGAAGUGUGGACAUGUGGACUCGUGGCCGCCGAUCGGUCCCCUCGAUACAAGAACGCGUCGCCGUCCAAGUUUUACCGCGACGGCAAGUUUGUGACCAAACUCUCGGCAUUGCAAUGCGAAUCCUCGUGUCGGUUGCACAUGCCGAUGCAUCGCGCGUGUCGCCCCGCCCUACUGGUGGACCUGGCGCGGCAAGUGGAAGAACUUCGCGAAGAUCUCGUGGAGCAAACUGAGAGGUGCAUUCAAGCCGAAGAGCACGCUGUCGCAUGUGUGCGCGAAACUUGUGUAGCAACGCGGCAUCGCGAGGCCGUGGACGCCAGGAUGGUGCAACUCAUGGCCGAGCAGGCGCGACAGAAGGAGCGGUGGGAAGGUCGUAUCAUGCAGGCCGAAGAGUGCGCUGUGCAUGUCCACGAACUGUUUUCACACCAAGCAAGGCAAGUGGCGAGGUUGGAAGCCCGGAACUCUGCUCAUGACCACCAAUUGCAGCGGCAAGUAGCAGACGCCCACAUCGAAAUGGACAAGUUACGACGACAGGACGCGGUGUGGGCCAGCCAAGUGGCUGCACGGGACAGCGAGAUCGCGCGCUUGAUCAACGAGCAAGACAAGACCCGACAACAAGCCAUCGUCGACACGUUGCAGCGAGAAGGGUCCCAAGCUCACAUCAAUUCGCUCCGAGCACAGGUACUAACUAGAUGAAUAUCCUUGCAUUGGGCCCCCGCGGCGGGGCGGGGCGCGAAGUUGUGCCUAUAUAUGUGUGACUGUUGAAAGUGAACAGACCUUUCUACGGAUUUCCCUGCUCAAGCGUGAAAAGGAAGUGCUGCGCAAGGAGUCGACGCGAUACAUGGCCGAGCGCGACGAUUUGCUCCGGGUGCUGCCGGUGGUGACGUCCAUCGCGGACAAAAGAGCCGUCAAGCCCGUCAAAGUGAACGUGGCCGACUUGUUUGAGCCGGGGGACAAUGCCAAGGAAAUCAACAUGCUGCAGCUCAUGCUGUCGUCCCACGCCAAGGCCCUCAAAGGCGCGUUCCAAGGGCUCACGCUGCAAGCGGCAGGGACGACGUCCACAGGAGCCAAGUCGAAUGUGCUGCCGGUCGCAACCUUUGUGGGCUUUGCCACGUUCGUGUCUCGACUAUGUAUGUAGGUGGCAUGGAUGGGACGUGAUGUGUGGUUGGAUGUUGUAGUGCCUGUGGAUUCAUGCAGACGCUGUCUAUGGACCAAUUGCAGUCGAUGGUACACAAGGUGACCAAGGACGACCGCAAGGCGGGGUCACCCGACGACAAGGCAGCGGGGUUGACAUAUGCCCAAUUCUGCGAGUGCUUGGUGCGUCUCGCGCACAUCCUGUACAAGACCGAGCUGCCGCAACUGACCAAGCGGUUUGCAUACCUGAUUGAGAACGACGUCGUGGGGUUUGAAAAGUCCAAGCUGGACAGUGAGCAUUCCAAGGGCGAAGCCGACAACGGAGGUGGCUGACGGGAUGGAGAUAACAGAGGAGAAGAAGGUGGUGGGUGUCAUGUUGAUAACAAUGGCCAUCGAGUAUUAAAUGCUAGAGGAUUGACCUUGAAGGGUACAAUUCCACUUGAGCCUGAACGUGGGAUUGGUUCAUUGGGACAAUCCUAGCAAAACUCAGGUUUCAUCGGGAGUUUCACGAAU